This is a messenger RNA of Ectocarpus sp. CCAP 1310/34, 2459 nucleotides long. NCBI's taxonomy places the organism in Eukaryota, Phaeophyceae, Ectocarpales, Ectocarpaceae. The record is from the annotation of a GenBank genome assembly.
UGGGGUGUAGUCAUGUAAACGCAUGCCGAAGUCGUUGGACCAUAGACCUCGCGCUCCCUCCAAUGCCGAGACGGAGGAGCGAAAUGCCGGGUUUUCGCCGGCCCAGGCUUCGUUUCACAAGGAAGACCCAGAAGCUCAGCAUCUGCUGUUCCAAACCAGACAUGCCGUGGGUUGAUUGGGGGGAGCGGGGGGGUUCUCCGACUUACUGGUGGCGAUGCCUCCGAUUGCCCCUCCCUCCGGUUGUUUUUUUUGGGGCACAACCACCCGAGAGGUUGGAAUGCCGAGUCCGACGGCGCCCUUGAGGUAUCGAGCGGUAGAAGCGUCGCGCCGCAGCCGACGCGUGAGGGGGCUCGCGGGAGGAAGAGGGGGGGGGGGGAUGCCGAAACAAUUUGUUCUCAUCGAUUUGGGGGUGCGUGGUAGUGAUGCCCCGACGGUGGCUGAGAGAGCGCGAGGGGAAGGCGGCGGCCGCUGCGAGGGGGGGGAUGAAGAGCGACGAAAAUCCGGUCCGGCGGAACCCACCCGUUUGUGAUUGUUAAUGUUGAUGUUGUUGUUGUUGUUGUUGUUGUUGUUGUUAUUGUUGCUGUUGUUUUACGCCACCGCCUGGUCACCGCGGCACCCGAGGGGACGGGGGCGGCACGCGGGGUCUCGGUUUGGAGGGGAUCGGGGGGGNGGGGGGGGGGGGGGGAGGGAGGAGGGGAGGCAAGGCGGCGGCGCUGUGUGUGUGCGUGUGUGGGCGAAAGCUUGUAACUGUUAAAGGAUUCGUGUGUUGUGGUGCAAGGCCGUGCCGAGCGGGGGACGACGGCGUUUUGUCGGAUGGGACAGGCGGUGAGGUCUGCUAGAGGAUGUCAUGCAUGAUGUAGUGGCAAUGGAAACUAAUGAAUGCCUCGCCUGUUGGGUGGUUGUCUGCUGUGUUAACGUGGUUUUCGAAUGAAUGCUGCCGCUGUUGCUGCUUCUCCGAGCUGAUCUGAUGGUUGUGUGGUUCCUGGUCGCGUUUUUUUUUUUUUCCCGCUCUCUGUUUUUCGGCGGUUUUACGAUAGCCAAUGAGCAACGUGCCCCCCCCUUCUUACCCUAGUCCGCUGCUGCUCUGUGUGAAGGCCUGUCCAUUCUCUUUCUCGAGGGCGGCGAGAGACCUUGCUCUUUUUGUUGGUUCGAGGUACAGGUUGGCCGCCCGAGUUGAUACCGCGGUGCCCCUGAAGGUCUCGGCCAUUCUCACCCUGGAAGUAUUGCAUGGGUCGAGGAUUUUUUUUUGAGGCUGGCAAAAGAACAGGGGGGGAAAUGCGGGCCAACGGAACAUAAUUUUGUGUACAUCGUGAGCGCAGAUGGCGAGUCCAAGCAUUUUUUUUUUUUUCAUCGCCGGCACGGUAGUGGCUGUUCUCGCGAAUUUGGAAGAUGUGGAUGGCCUAAUAUCCAAGAGUGGUGUUCCAUGGUUCGCUUGCUUGUGCUUCCGGGACUUGGCAGACCCGUGUGUCAUGGUGUGGUACGUGUUGCUUGGGGGAAGAUGAAGAAAUGGCUUCUUUAUGCUGCUGCUGCUGCUGCAGUAAUGGCCGCUCAUGCUUUUUUUGCGGUGGUUCGAAUGUUGCGCGCCCGCCGGUGCGCGUGGCUUGCUGCAUUCAUGAGGCACACGCCAAUACUUUUGAUUCCAUUUCUGUGUGGGCUUGGGUCUGUCUCAAAGGUAGGUUCUACAGCAGUAUCUCCACCUCGCCGGGCGGCGUAUCGCGAGAGGGGAGCAUUUUAUUGACGUAAACUUCUAGUCUAUGUAGUACGAUAACACACGCAUGCAUGAAUGUGAAGAGCGACAGAGUCAGAGACUUGCGUGAAAAUACAUGAUGACGGUGGUGGUGCUGCUGUGGGCAUGGAACGAGCUCUUCUGCUUGGUACAACUAACUGUAUAUGCUGGUUCUCGCCGGAGGUUAUUGCAAUUGUAUCGUCCACUGCUGUACUACGUGUAGAGCUCCCACCCUCAGAUUCGCCGCAUCCCAUCCCAGCCUUCGUCUGCUGCAUACUGCUUAUUAUGACCGUGCACUUGCUCGAUUGUUUUUUUUCGAUCGCGUAGACUAGACUACAUGUAGUGAGUAUAUGGGAUCUCGACGGAUACCAUGAUUGCGGCGGCGGUGCUUGUGCCCGGUGUGUGACUGCCUGCUUGUAUGCGUAUGACAUGCAUGUUCGUUGCAUGUAUUGAUGAUGUUAGUGCACCCCGCCGCGCGCCGCAGUCUUCCAAUACUUUUUCGUUGUCCUUGUCUUGCUUGCGGCAUCGUUAGGGCGCUGCGGCCAGUCAGUUGAUGUUCGUGUCGAGCCUACUGCUCCUUUAUUUAUUUUGUGGUCGCCCUCCCCACCACCACCGUCUAUCUUCUCGCCAUGCCGCUUGGAACUUGUUCGCGGGGGAUGCCGUGUACUUCAGGGAUGUAUACAGUUAGUUGUAUCCGUUGUCGGAAGUUUACCGAACUUUCUGCAUGAGGAUC